GAAUAUAUAGCGUGGUUCCAGACAGAGGAACACAAAGCGAAUCCACAGAGCGACAGCACCGGAACAAACAGAGCACAAUACCGCCAGCAAAGCAAAGCGAAGCGACGCAGCUGCACUGCAAUAUACUUCAUAACGACACACAGCGCCACAUCAGGAAACGCUGACGUUGAUCGGUGAUCUGUUGAGAAACAAAACCCCCCUCGUUGAUUUUUGCCGUACACUUUGGAGCACGUGAUGGAAGGUCACGGGGUCCUGGACUCGGUCAGCUAUCGGGAAUCGGGCCAGCUGAUACGGGGACACUAUGCCGUGCCCCACUCGAUCUGCGACGUGUAUAACAAGUACUGGGUGCUGAAAGGGCUGGACCGGUAUUACCCAGAGCUGUCAGCCAUGAUGCUGCAGCCUCUCGACAUCUCACAGCAAGUGACUCUCCUCAUCUCCACCUACAUACCGCGGAGCAACCCCGGAUCGGGGCAGCUCAUGGUUCUGGGCAUCAUGGACACUAACUACUUCCUGUCCUGCAGCGGCCCGCCCAACUCACCCGUCCUGAACCUGGAGACAGUAGUGAAUCCGGCUGAGAGUUUGAAUACGAUCAGCACGAGCAGCGACGCGGCCCGGUUCCUGUUUUACAAGCGAGACAGCGGCAUAACCUCCGCUUUCGAGUCGGCUCGGUUCCCCGGCUGGUUUAUCAGCAACCACAGAUAUAAUGACAUUUCAACAGCGGCCAUGUGUAACGGAAGAAAGGACCCAAGCCGCGUCACCGAGUUCAAUCUCUCACGCAUAAGGAAAUCUGUGAUGAAACCAGACGCCCCCCCUGUUUAGAUUGUGCUCCUAGAUCUCCUGAUCCGCCCCUCCUGCUCUGCACUGGACUCUCCUGACCUCAGCACCACGUUACUGGAUCCUCAGCUGAUGCAUUAUCCUUGCACUAUUGCACUGCUAACAUGUCACUGUAGAUAUAACUUGCUGUGAUCCUAACUGGCUGCAUCCUAGUUCAUAUUGUAUUCUAGUAGUAUUAUUAUUAUUAUCUGCACUGACUGUAAACUACACUGUGUUUAAAUAUGAAGCUUGCAUUGUAACCCUGUGCUGCCCUGGAACACCUGUGAGUCGCCUUGGAUAAAGGCGUCUGACUAAUAAAUACAUACAUACAUACAUAAAUAAAUAAAUAAAUAAAUAAAUAAAUAAAUCAAUCAAAA
Molecule: messenger RNA, 1190 nt
Organism: Acipenser ruthenus (sterlet)
Lineage: Eukaryota; Metazoa; Chordata; Actinopteri; Acipenseriformes; Acipenseridae
Product: interleukin-1 beta-like
Exons: 6
Coding region: 235-819 (194 amino acids)
Biological process (GO): neutrophil activation; inflammatory response; macrophage chemotaxis
Molecular function (GO): cytokine activity
Source: RefSeq, a predicted model, not a curated record